Cylas formicarius (sweet potato weevil) is the source of this 1037-nucleotide messenger RNA. RefSeq names its product protein spindle-F. The record is from RefSeq and is a predicted model, not a curated record. The transcript has 3 exons. The coding region runs from base 5 to 1015 and encodes 336 amino acids. NCBI's taxonomy places the organism in Eukaryota, Metazoa, Arthropoda, Insecta, Coleoptera, Brentidae.
CGCGAUGACGGAGCCUCACGGCGCUCAAUAUGCCCUCCAGAUUGCAGUACAUACUUUAAGAGAGAGAUGCAAAGCUCUGCAACAACGGGUUGUUUUAUUAGAAGAAGAAAAUGUGGGUUUAAGAGUUCAGUGUAACAGAUAUGAGGAUAAGGAACAUUCACUGAAUGAAGUUGACGAGUUAAGAGAGAGGUUGACGCAACUCACAGAACAAAAAGAACAGCUGAGUGAAAAGGUUAAGAUGGUGACCAGUGAGAACCAAGGUUUGUGGAAUAAACUCAGUAAAAUUACAAAAGUUAAUAGGAGUCUAGGUAGUCAAUUAAAUAAAAUCAGCGAUACGUUGGUGCAGCAUGCAGGCGGUACCAAUGCAACUCCGAUCACCCUUAUAAGAUCCAAGACAUUCACAAAAAAUGAAUUGCAGACAAAGGUUUUGCAAAAGAAUUUAGAGGAAAACGACAAAAUCAGUUUGGAACUAGAAGACAUAUCCUUGAAGUUGUCAGACAGUUUUUCUAAGCAAAAAAAAGAGCUUGACAUGAUGUGUAGAGACAUGGAAGAGGCUCAGAGUUCUAAUGAUAUUUUGAAAGAGAACUGUGGGUUUUUAUAUGAUGAUGAGCUUGAAGACGGCCUCAUCGACGAUGUAAAGAACGCUAGUGAUGAUCUAAAAAUCAUGAAAGAUAUUGUUUUAAGUCAGAGACUUGUUUUGAUGAAAAAUAUUAAAACCAUUACUGACCUAAAAGAAAAAUUACAAUCUGAACCAUGCCAGUCUAAAUCAGAGCUGUGCGAUAAAUUCACUUCUACUGUGGAUCUCGUCAAAAAACACUGCGAAGACAAAAGCACAGAAACGGAAAAAGUCAUAGAUAAGCCAGAUACGUUGAAACCGGAGUACCACGCAUCCAGCUUGGAAAAAAUUUGCCCGUUGUGUUCGAAAAAUUUUCAAAGAGAGGUUGACUUUAGUAUAUUCCAACAGCAUGUGGAAGAUCAUUUCGUCCCCGACAUGGAAUCCUAUGUAUUAUAUUAAUUAGGUUCGUCUAGGAAUUAAG